Molecule: messenger RNA, 828 nt
Organism: Thermothielavioides terrestris NRRL 8126
Lineage: Eukaryota; Fungi; Ascomycota; Sordariomycetes; Sordariales; Chaetomiaceae
Exons: 3
Coding region: 233-511 (92 amino acids)
Biological process (GO): GPI anchor biosynthetic process
Cellular component (GO): dolichol-phosphate-mannose synthase complex; endoplasmic reticulum membrane
Source: RefSeq, a predicted model, not a curated record
ACAACCGCUCGCCACCUCAGCUUCCCCGACGCCGAUCAGCAAACGUCUCUCUCCGUGCGCCCCUAGGCACCGUCGCACAGUUGCACCGCCGUCGCAUUGAGCGCGCACGAGCCAGUUCCCAGCGAAUUGGCUGACCGGCGCAAACCUCUAUUCCAUCGUUACGACCAGACCCGACCCUGAACCUCAGGCGAAGCAGCACCUCCGUCCAAACCUCCCCUCCCCGCGGAGCACCAUGACCCGCGCACAGCAGACCAUCUCCCUCGCGCUCCUCGUGAGCUCGCUUUACCUCGUGCUCUUCCUCGAGCUGAUCCCCCUGCCGCCCGUCAUCCAGCAGGACAUCAUCCCCGUGCUGCCCUUCUGGUCCCUCGUCUCGUUCGGCGCCUGGCUGCUCGCCCGCCUCGGCUGGGGCAUGCUGACCUUCCGCGACACGCCGGAUGCGUACGCCGAGCUGAUGGAGGAGAUUAAGUUGGCCAAGGAGGAUUUGCGGACGAAGGGGGUGGAUGUGGACUAGUUUGUCUUUUGGGGUGAACGGAGGGAAUGAAGUCCAUUGGGAGAGGAUGCUUGUUUUGGGAUGGAGGGUUGGGAUGGAGGGUUGGGAUGGGCUGGGAUUUCGGCCGGGAGAUUCGGGUUGUGUGUGGGUAUAAUAUGUGCAGUUGUCACAGCACAUUGAGGGGUGAUGCAGAAAAAUAUGGACAUAAAUCUUGCCCGUGCAGUUUUUGUUUGGGCUGGUUGGUUUCAAGGUGAGUGUUGCUUGGGUUGCCAAUUGGCGUGAUUGACUGGUGUAGAAAGUUGGGUGGGAGGAAACACCAGCAAAGCUCACCGACUCGC